GAGCAUUUCUUCUUUGUGUCUUAGAUUCUGAUUCUUGAUUGGUUUCUCCAUUUUUGGCAAGUUGUUUCUUGAAUUGCAAUAAUGGCUAGAAGCUGGGUUAUUGACAUUGGAGGACUUGCAAAGAAAGUGAAGAAUAAUACAUUGCCAUUAGCUGAUCAAAUCAAUGACUGUGGAGCAUAUUGUGAAUGUCCAAUAUGUCAUUAUCACAUUGAUAACAUUGAUGUUUCUCCUGAGUGGCCAGGCUUUCCGGCCGGCGUGAAGUUUGAUCCUUCCGACGUAGAACUGUUAGAACAUUUGGCAGCAAAAUGUUGUGUUGGGAACAAAGUGCCUCAUGCCUUUAUCCAAGAUUUCAUCCCAACACUAGAAGGAGACCAAGGAAUAUGCUACACACAUCCAGAAAAUCUUCCAGGUGCUAAGAAAGAUGGGGCCAGUGUUCAUUUCUUUCACAAAACAACUAAUGCAUAUGCUACUGGACAACGAAAGCGUCGAAAGAUUAAUCAUCAACUAGGCCUAAGUGAGGAGCAUGUUCGCUGGCAUAAGACCGGUAAGACCAAAGCUGUAACAGAAAAUGGAGUACACAAGGGCUUCAAGAAGAUCAUGGUUCUCUACAUAAGGCCCAAGAGAGGAGCAAAGCCGAAUAAAUCGAAAUGGGUGAUGCAUCAGUACCAUCUAGGGAGUGAAGAAGGUGAGAAGGAAGGUGAAUAUGUGGUUUCAAAGAUUUUCUAUCAGCAGCAGAAGAAAACUAAGAAGAAUAAGCUGAAUCCAUUGGUGGCUGAAGAUUCUGUCAUGGCAUUACAAGCAAGUCCAAGAACACCGAAUCCAAAUCCACCAAAACGGCCUCGGACAGGAAAAUCUGUUGAUUUUGAUGAAACUGACCUUAUGCUAUUCACUCAGGGUGGAAAGCCUACUAUUCAUGGAGAAUCACUUGAACCACCACCAUCUGAAGUUCAUGGUGAUGAAAAUAAUGGAGGCUUUAACAACACUGCAUUGUUAUCUGUUGAAACACAACCUGUCAACUCUGACUUUAUUGGAUUGGAUGAUAUCUUACUAUGCAAGGAACAGACAUUAGAUUCUUCUUCUGCU
This is a messenger RNA of Arachis stenosperma, 1083 nucleotides long. RefSeq names its product SUPPRESSOR OF GAMMA RESPONSE 1-like. Gene Ontology annotation, molecular function: transcription cis-regulatory region binding; DNA-binding transcription factor activity. The transcript has 5 exons. NCBI's taxonomy places the organism in Eukaryota, Viridiplantae, Streptophyta, Magnoliopsida, Fabales, Fabaceae. Gene Ontology annotation, biological process: regulation of DNA-templated transcription. The annotation marks the transcript as partial. The record is from RefSeq and is a predicted model, not a curated record. Gene Ontology annotation, cellular component: nucleus.